Paramormyrops kingsleyae is the source of this 2049-nucleotide messenger RNA. It is a transcript of the gene terf2, whose product is annotated as telomeric repeat binding factor a. Gene Ontology annotation, molecular function: telomerase activity; double-stranded telomeric DNA binding; G-rich strand telomeric DNA binding. Gene Ontology annotation, cellular component: chromosome, telomeric region; shelterin complex; nucleus. Lineage: Eukaryota; Metazoa; Chordata; Actinopteri; Osteoglossiformes; Mormyridae. The record is from RefSeq and is a predicted model, not a curated record. Gene Ontology annotation, biological process: telomeric D-loop disassembly; protection from non-homologous end joining at telomere; telomeric loop formation.
CGGCUUGACCUUACCAUCAUGGCUACUGAAGCGGAAGUUGCAUCGCUUAGCUUCCGCUUCUGGGAAGAACAUGGCGGUAAAUGAGAAUUUGUCGCGUAUUUGCGGACAGAGAAAUGAUGAAACUGUCGAUUUGGAGCGUAUGGUGAAUCGGUGGAGUUUGGAUUACUACUUGUUUUCCGCGCUGCAAGCCUUUAGGGAUGGACGGUACGACGACUUCUCUCAAAUUAGGGACAUUAUACAAAAUUUACUGGUUCGGCCUUUCGAGUUCUCAGACAUCGGGAAAAAGAAGAUACGUGUCAUGCAGUUCCUGUCCCGCAUAAACGAAGGAGACAGGCUGGACUGUAUUUUCGACUCUCAGGAGUCCUGCACCCCCCUGGAGUCUGCCUUGUCCGUGUUGGAGUCCAUCAGCCAGGAAGUGGAGGUGCCUCAGCAGGAACUGGAGAGAGUCCACAAGUCCAUCUGUGAGAUGAUCGUGGUACUGUGCCUUAAGAAUGGAGAGUUUGAGAAGGCUGAGGACCGACUUCAUACAUACUUCCCUGAAGGACCGACAGGACGGGGUGGCAUCUUCCUCAGACUGGCACAGCAGAGGACCAGCUCACACCAUACCCUCGAGAAGGUCACCUUUCAGCAGUUUAGACAAGACAUGUUGAAGUUUUCUGCCAGCCUCUUCCCCAGCUCUGAACCCUUCCUCUUCAAGAUGGCACGGAAGGUACAGACCUUGAGACCCAUGGCGGCGGACGACAAGGUCGCCGAACCGGAAGCGGUUCUGGAACCGGACGGCGUCUCGGUGCGGCCGACGGAGCCGGAGGACAGUGGCACCAUAACAGGACCCAGCUUCCUGAAGCUCCGCCUCCUGAAGUCUGCCUUCACACAGCUGGCAGCAGAGCAGGGCCUACUUACUACCUUCACCGAGCUGCAGGAGGCGCUAGAGCAGGAGCUGCAAGGGGAGAGCGGCAAGUGUGCGGGCAACACCUCCCCACGGACUCCCGCUCUGCGUGCCCAGCCACCAGGGGGCGCUGGCAGUCCCAGGGAGGCCUCACAGGCGGAGAUGCCUGUGCAGGGCCAGCAGAGGCCAUACACUGUGUCCAGGCUGGUUAUGGAGCCCGACAGUCAGCCCAGCGAGUUGGAGUCCUCCGCCAGCCAGGAGGAGACCUCGGGAGGCCGGGAGGAGCACGUGGCUGAUCAGGAGGAGCACGUGGCUGAUCAGGAGGAGCACGUGGCUGAUCAGGAGGAGCACGUGGCUGAUCAGGAGGAGCACGUGGCUAAUCAGGAGGAGCACGUGGCUGAUCAGGAGGAGCUCGCAGCCAGUCCCCAGAGGAGCCCCCUGACCCGCCACAGGACCUCCAGGAGAGAUACAUAUAACAGACGUUUCCCCGAUGACGACGAGGACAGUUCGGACAUGUCGGACGCUCCGGAAGGCCUGGACCAGGACAGGGUUGCGCGGAGCUCGCCGUCCCCAGGGAAACGGUCCAGAGUGCUUUCAGUGGUGAAGGGAGCAAAGGCUGAGUGGAGUGAUGAGGAGUCCUUGUUCAAUUCGCCGACGAAAGACGGCUCCAGGGGAUGUCUGACUGGCGAUGGCUCUGGAGGCCGAACUUUAAAGAAGAGGUGGACGGUGGAGGAGAGCGAGUGGCUCAAGACGGGAGUGGCCAAGUACGGCGAAGGGAGCUGGGCCCAGAUUCGGAGCAGCUUCCCCUUUGUGGGCCGGACCCCAGUGAAUAUCAAGGACAGAUGGAGGACCAUGAAAAAGCUGAAGAUGGUGUGAUCCUCGAAAGACUAGGAGCCAGACUGAGACUGCCAAGAAUGUGGAAACUGGAGCUGCUGGUGAUUUAGCUAUGGGCUGGGCAGUUUAUUGCUUUUUGCAUAUCACACGUUCAUUUGUUGGUGAGGUUGGUGAUCCUGACAGCUGAGGGCAGCUUCCAGGUGCUGGGUGAAAGUGAACCCUCCUCCCCCCCUACUGUACUUUGAGAAAUGCUGACCUUUAAAAGGUUACUGAUGCAGUUUAAUAAUUUUCUGUAAAUAAAUAUUACUUCAUUUAGGUAAUAAAAGUAA